Molecule: messenger RNA, 1272 nt
Organism: Fopius arisanus
Lineage: Eukaryota; Metazoa; Arthropoda; Insecta; Hymenoptera; Braconidae
Exons: 6
Coding region: 246-1058 (270 amino acids)
Source: RefSeq, a predicted model, not a curated record
CGACUCGGUAACUGCCUCAGUAGCAGUCCCACUGUCCCGCUGCUCUAAUGAUUAGGAGUUACAUUCACAAUUUUAUGGAUAAUAUGUACCACGAUCCACAGAAGGAAUGUGCACGAAGGAAUUAUAUUGAUUGUGUUUUCUAAUAAAUGAAACCAAAAAAAGACGAUCAACGGCUUCUAGCGGUGAUUUGUGAUUCUCCACUAUUUUAAUUACCAACAAUAAUAAAAAAUUAUUUUCAGAGGAAGAUGAGCCUGAGGAGGAACUCGUCCAUGGACUCCUCGAUAGCGAGUGAUGAUCUCAGUGAUUCCAUGAGUAAAUUAAUGUGCAUGGUAAAACAAUCUAAAAAAGUUUUUGUUGGGACCUACACUGAGAAGAGAUAUGUCCAGUCAGUACCAACUUAUAGAGACAUCGUUUCUAUCGAUAAAGAGGAGACUGAAGUGAUCAAGUGCUUGAUUGAGAUUCAGAAAGUCGUUCGGAAAGAAUUUGGGCAGCAGAAGUUUCUGGGCAUUACUUGUAAUAUGGAGAAUAAUAGCAUAGUAAAUUACAAUCUUUGGGUGGAGCUUGAUCAAGUGCCACUGGGAAAGCACUGGUUCCAGAUUCGAUCCCUGAAAAUGAAUCAGAAUUCAAUUCAACUGCAGCUGAAGUAUCUGAGACCGUACAAAGACAAAGAACAAGCAUUAUUUUUCAAUGACUCCAAAGAUCUCGCGGCUUUUGACAUAAAACAGAUUUUUACAUACCAAAAUCUCUGCGAUGUAACAAAAUUCAAUGCGGUUUUAGUAAUGAGUAUAAUAACCGUAAUUGGAAAUAUCCUGUGGUACGUAAGUGAAUAUACCCUGCGAUUGUCUCGAGAGUUAUCACAUUUGAUAAGAGCCCUGACGCCGAUAAUCUUCGGAUUCUACGAAGUCCUGACAAAAUGCUUCGGUGGAUUGCUAUGGCUGUUCUACAUGCUAUUCAGUGGUAAUUCUGGCCCUCGAAAUCCUCCACCGAUGGCCAUCAUGAGCAGGAGUCCACCACCCACUCAGUACCAUAGGCGUUACUCCAACCAGGCAUUUAGAUAGUAAUGGGGGAAUGUGAUUCUCAAAUUUUCACACCAAACCAAUUGUUUACUCCAACUAUCUUAUGUUUAAUUUUUUUCGAAGGAGCUCUAUCCAUGAUCCUAAUAUGAUCAUAUAAAUAUUAUAUAAAUACUAAUGAAGAUUUGAAAAACCACAUAUGCAAGAUUGUAAAAAUGUUUUAUAUUGGUAAUACAUACCUAGUAUUAUAUUUUUCAAA